GGUGAUGGUGAUGCAGAGGCUAACAGAGAAGUUGAUAAUUCGUUCAGGAAGGGGAUAACACCAGCUGAAGCUACUGCGUAUUAUUCUAACUGGGUGGAUGAUGAUCAGAAGUAUGAGAAGGAUAUGUGUCCAGGUCGGUACAACGGACCCAUGAUUGCAGGCAAGGCAGUUGCUGAUUACUUUGAAAGCGACAGGGAGAAGAAGAAGAUUCUAGACAUUGGUGCAGGAACUGGCUUCGUAGCUGAACAGCUGAAGUCCCAUGGGUUUGUCCACAUUGAUGCACUUGAGCCCUCCAGCAGGAUGCUACUGAGAGCCCAGAAGAAGGGCUUGUACCAGGAGUGUUAUAACGAGUAUCUGUGUCAGGUUCCCCUGGCCAUCCCCAAUGAUACAUACGACUGCGCCGUCACCAGCGGCGGCAUGGGAGAGGGACACAUUCCUUGUUCCGGAAUUCUGGAGCUGAUCCGGAUCGUUAAACCAGGCGGCAUUAUAUGCAUUGUAAUGCGUGAGGUGUUCCUGAGAGAAGUGGAUGAAUACAAGGAUCGACUGGAGCCCCUCAUGGACUCCCUAGAGAAGGAGGGGAAAUGGAGAAAAAAUAUAAUCGGUGACGUAGAUGAAACACCCGGAUGA
Messenger RNA from Haliotis rubra (blacklip abalone), 627 nucleotides. Its product is annotated as 2-methyl-6-phytyl-1,4-hydroquinone methyltransferase 1, chloroplastic-like. NCBI's taxonomy places the organism in Eukaryota, Metazoa, Mollusca, Gastropoda, Lepetellida, Haliotidae. The record is from RefSeq and is a predicted model, not a curated record. Bases 124 to 627 code for a protein of 167 amino acids. The transcript has 6 exons.